CAAAAACUUAUCAACGAGUACAAAACGAACGGAUACAGUAAUAGGCAUCAUAUUAAAAGUCUUCUGAUCAUUCACGGACUGAAUAGUAAUGAGCGCGCUACAAUAACGCAUUACAUUACGAAAUUUAACAACUUGGUAAAUGUUCCCGCUAACGCCAACAACAAAGCAGUUGGACAAUAUGAACUUCCCGCAGCGACAAUUCCCAAAAAAGUUUCAAAACUUCUUGUAUUCUUCAUAAACGUUCGCAAAACUCACGUAGAAUACUUGUCACAAACCGGCUUGACAAUUCUGCUACAGAUUCAGUUUGAGCAAUUCAAUUUGGCACAAAAAUCACAUGCUCUUGAUUAUGAAAGUGAAUCAUACAUAUACUCAAUAACAAGAAGGAAUAUAUCGGUGAGAGCAUUUACAAACGCUGGAACAACAAACGCCACAACAACAGCAACCACUACCGCAGAAUCGAACAGCAAGCUGUCACAAUUAGCUACUUUCAAAACUGACAACCAAGCACAAGACUUAGUCACUAUACAAUCAAAAGAAACGGCAUAUAAAGAAACAUCAAAGUCAGCUACAACACUAUUCCCGCCAUCAAUAGCAAAAUUCAACUCAGAACAAAAAUUUGGGGGAGAUAUUAAGAGAUCGACUUCGCCACAACAACUGGAGCAACAGGCUAAAACAAAGGCGGUUUUUGAACGUAAACGUCGACGUAAAUGUAAAAACCAACGUUCCUGUUCCAUAGAUAACGUAAACAUAGCUGACACUAAAGACGAGAAAACUGAAACGGAUGACAAAGAACCAAUGUUAAGGACAGAUGUCGAAGUUUUUCAAGGAAAAAUCGUUUUCAACUUGGAUGGCCGAGCAUUCAUAAUCGCUACGGAAAAUUCGACACAGGAUUUGAUUUUUAAUGCAAAAACAGUACAAAAAACGACAGAAUCUAAGCAAUUACUGACUUCAAAUGCGGUUGAAACAAAUACUGCAACACAAAACUUAACAUCAACUACUGUAGCAACUACGACAAAAGCAAAAGCAACAUUGAGCACAAUAUCGCCAACGUUGGAGGAAGCCGCGGGCAGUCAAGAUGGAAAAGGACCCGUUGCGCUAAAAAGCAGCGCAAGCCCUCGCAUACAUUCAUUUCGAAUUGUAAGUGCUCAGGAUGCUACAACCGCCAACAUUACUAACACUACCACCACCGCCACCGACAAAAGCAGUGUGGAGUCAACGGAGUACGGAGCAUCGUAUAUCGAAGAACAACAACAGCAGCAGCAACAACGCCGAUACAGCAACAUCGACGAUAACGACACCGAUAACGAUAGCGACAGAAGUAACGGCAACCAUACAAUUCUAGAAAGAUCUUCCAAAAUACAGAAACCAAUAUUGAUGUGCUUUAUUUGCAAACUGUCAUUUGGUAACACAAAAUCGUUUAGCUCACACGCCAACACUGAGCAUCAACUGACAUUACAACCGAAAGAGCAGCAUUUAUUGAACCGCGAAUACUCGAGCGUCAUUAUACAGCCGCAAAAUAUGGACGAACGGCCGCAAAUAUCAUUCCUUGAGCCAAUUGAUGUACUCAAUGUUAUCAAAAAUGAUCAUUUGAAUUCUGAGACUGAUAUUCAAUUUAAAGAGGGUACAACGCAGGAGUUUUCUUGUAGACUAGAUAGUACGGUUGAUACUUCCAUGUCUGAGCAAGGGACGAUCACAGCACGUAUAAUCAGUGAAAAAUCUGACAAACCAGUGCCAACAUUGUCAAAUCCAAAUUCAUUAUCGCCAUCGACUUCAUCGUCACCAACUUCACCAGUGUCAUCAACCGUAGUACCAAUAACACAGACGGCAUUGUCACCGUCACAAAUAACAUCGACUACGUCGUCCACCGCAAACGAAUGUGUGAACAAGAGUCAAUUAUUGCUGGCAACCUCCUUUUCAAAAUGCAUGCUCCAGGAGCAGCGUAAUGAGGCCAACGAUAUACCAACAACAAGCACUAAAUUUGACGACAACAACGAUCAACAGCUGCAGCAAAAAAAACUAAAAGAAUCCAACGAAAUUACUGAGUCCAAAAUGCAUAAUGCAACGAUAUCACCAGGACUGAUUUCAUUGACGGAAAAGCAGUUACCAACUUCCCCACCCUUAUUACCAAAAACUGAAGCAGAAAAUAUGACGAAACCAGACGAGUCAUAUAGCAUGGACUCGAAAACUGUAAAAUUGCUAGCUUGUACAACGCCUACAAGUAAAAGUACCGCUUUGACCUGCGAUAUGGGCGGAAACAAAGAAUGCGUUCAGAAUGCAGUUGUUGUAGAAAGUGAUAAGUUGGUUCCAACAGAUACACUCGAAGAAACAGUCAGCUCUUUGCAGCAGCAGCAGGGAUAUAGUGCAACAAUAACAAGUAGCUCCUUUACGACUCCUUCUUUACCAGCAUUGGUUUCCAUGGCACCCACGGACGCUCAACUCAGCUGCUUACAUGCCUCUUUGGCGGCUCUGUCUGAUGACAGAAAUGUCAACUGUAGCUCAACAGAGGCACAAAAAACGAAUGCUAAAUUAUUCACCGACUUCUUGCAACAGCAUCUCAAUUUACAGCAACAGAAACCAUAUGGCGAUGUUAGUGGCAAUUGUCCAGAACAUGUCGACUACAAGGACGUCGACUGUAAGAACUGCGAAAUGCAACAAUUAAAGUCGCCCCAGUAUCACAGUUCAAACUAUCAGCUCACCAGCCAUCCCUCGCAACUCUCGCCCAGUCGCAAUAAUGGCAGUUGUACCAUCAGUGCAGUUAACAAAUCGCCUGCGAAUUUGGCCACAUCUCCGAACACCACAGCUGUCACUGUCUCGGCAGCGGCAGUAGCGGCCGCAGCAGCAAACCAGCAACAGAAUGCAGCUGCUGCUGUAGCAGUGGCGGCUGCAGCAGCAGCGGCGGUGGCGUCCGUGGCUGGCAAUACCUCAAGUUUCACUAUCGGGGCCUGUUCAGACCACAUCAACGGACGGCCAUUAGGCGUCGAAUGCGCACGGUGUGAAAUGAUAUUGAACUCAACGCGUCUCAAUACAGGCGUACAAAUGUCCACGCGCAAUUCUUGUAAAACAUUGAAAUGUCCACAAUGUAAUUGGCACUACAAAUAUCAGGAGACACUCGAGAUUCAUAUGCGUGAAAAGCAUCCGGAUGGUGAGAGUGCUUGUGGCUACUGUUUGUCCGGACAACAGCAUCCUCGUCUGGCACGUGGUGAGUCAUAUUCUUGCGGCUACAAACCGUAUCGCUGUGAAAUUUGUAAUUACUCGACAACGACAAAAGGCAAUCUCUCCAUUCAUAUGCAGUCCGACAAGCAUUUGAAUAAUAUGCAGGAGUUAAAUAGUUCACAGAGUAUGCUGGCAGCCGCCGUUGCCGCCGCUAGUAGUGGCAAGGCGGAUGUUGCAACCAAAAUGUUGCUAUCCAACAAUGUUGCUGCUACUCAACAGCAACAGCAAAAACACCAGCAACAGCAGUCGCAGCAAGCACUAACACAAGCUCAAUCCCAACAACCGCAAUCGACGCUUGUUGGUAGUUCGUCAAUGGUCAGCAAUGGUAGUCCUGCUGUCAGCGUUAGCGGUCGUGCCAGCGUCGAUGGUGGUAUGGGCAGUAAUUGCAACAUGCUCAAUAAAAAUAAGCCGUCCUUUCGUUGUGACAUUUGCAGUUAUGAAACAUCGGUGGCACGCAAUCUGCGCAUACACAUGACUAGCGAGAAGCAUACGCACAACAUGGCCGCACUGCAAAAUAAUAUCAAACACAUACAAGCAUACAGCUUCUUGCAGCAGCAUCAGCAAGCCGUUGUUGCACAUCAGCAACAACAAUUGGCGGCAGCAGCAACACAGACGUCACAAACGCAAUUACCAGCGAUAGCCAGCGGUUUAGCUAACAGUUUUCUGCCAGAAAUGGCGUUAGCCGAUUUAGCUUAUAAUCAAGCGCUUAUGAUACAAUUGCUGCAGCACAACACUAUUAGUCAACAACACCAACAGCAGCAACGUGAAGCUGUUGCCCAAAUGCAGUUGAAAACCUCACCAUGUUCCUCACCACGUUCAAUGCAAAUCGAACAGCAAACCACAAUGCAACAGCACCAGCAGCAACAGCAACUGCAACUGCAACUGCAGCAAUUGCGUCAACAAUUGCAGCAAUCCUAUUCACCGAACAGUAAUUCAUCAACAUUACUACUUGCGGCGGAUGCGUACGGCACCAGCGAUGUAAAUUCGUCUUCUAACGUUAGUGGCAGCUUCAGCAACGACGAAACGUUGGAACCACCCAUACACGCCGACCCAUGUCCCACAAGUCUCUACACUUGCCUUGUAUGUGAUGUCUUCAGCACAAAUAGUUUGGACGAAUUGAAUCAACAUUUGCUGAUUGAUCGCUCGCGUAGCUGUAACAAGUCAGCAGCAACAAAUGCAGUCGCCAGCAGUAGUUCGGAGAAUUCCAAUGUCGCCAAUACAACCAGUAACACAGAUAUAAUGGUUAUCUUAAACAACAACUACAUUUGUCGUUUAUGCAACUACAAGACUAAUCUGAAGGCGAACUUUCAGCUGCACAGCAAAACGGACAAACAUCUGCAGAAAUUGAAUUAUAUCAAUCAUAUACGCGAAGGCGGCGCACAUAAUGAAUACAAGCUGAAAUAUUUGCAGCUAGCCGCCAACACUGUGCAACUGAAAUGCAACAGUUGUGAUUUCUACACAAAUUCCAUCCAAAAGCUGUCGUUGCACACACAGCAUAUGCGUCACGACACAAUGCGUAUGAUCUUCCAUCAUCUAUUACAUAUUAUGGAACAGCAUAAUUUCGAGCGUAGCAAAAUCGUACAUCAGCAGCUGAAAGAACAACUGACAACACACGCAAAAACGCACUCGCUUAAAGAUGCAAAUGAAGGAGGGAGUGACACCAACCCCAGUAGCAACAUUGUGGCGGACGACAUGCCGCAGUCGGUGCAAAAGUGUUUGACCUGUCAAUUGUGUGAUUUCAGUACUUUCACGUUGCUCAAUAUGAUCCAGCACGUGAAGAGCAUGCGUCACAUGCAGAUAGAACAGUUUGUAAGUCUACAACGACGCAGCGAACAACUUGACCCACCUAGUCUGGAUGACAUUUUCAAGGUAGUCGAACGACCUGUACUGAUGCCUUCGGCGCUAACAGAUGCUGCAACGCAAGAAGAAAACAACCGAAUGAAGAAUGUCUGCACUACCACAAUCCCCAGCUAUUUUCCUGCGCCCCUGGCUCGUUUACCAACCGACGAUCUUGGCUGCAUUACAUCUAAUAGAGAACAAAAUUCCUUUUCACCAUCUUCGAACUCCUCAACUGCUUCAGGCAACACCAGUGUACGGAGUAAAAAUUAUCAGGGAGUCAAUAUGUUUAACUUUCAAAGUACGGGCGAUGACCAAGAUGUUUCAUCGUCAGACUUGACGGGCGGUAGUGCUGCCAUUAUGCCGCCAGUUGUAUUCAAAUGCAACAAUUGUGAUUUUUUCGCACAGUCCAAAACUGAAAUGGAACAACAUCUAAGUGCGGUACAUCCACACACUGAGCCAGACUACAUUAGCAUCCCAACGAACUCUGCGGCCAUACAAGCAUUUCAAGCGGCUGUAGCGGCAGCAACAGCAGCGGCCGCCUCUGCAGUGAUUGCUACCCGUGAGCCUAGUAACAAAUCUUAUGCAGAAAAUGACGCUAUGAAUGAUGACUGUCCAACAACAAUUAAAAGAGAGCGUAUACGUAUGCAAGAAGAUGAGGAGACCGACAAGUCCGGCGACAUGCAAAGUACAAUAUCGCUGCAGGAUGUGUCGAUGAUGACACCUUGGCUCCCAACAACAGCGAACACAAUGAGUAAUACCGAAACACCAGCAGAUUUGGUUGAAAUCAAACCAAUGCAUAAUGUAUUGCGUGAGUUAGAAAAAAAGGAGCAAAGGGUGCAGAAAGAACAGCCAAUUGAAGAUACAAGUAAAGACAACGCAUUAGUAGAAGGUAGCAAAAAAUAUGUGGGUGAAACAAACAAUGUGCAAUGUCCACUCUGUACGGAUACAUUUGAUCGCAAACAAAAUCUGGAAACUCACUUGAUGAAUAUACAUAGUGUGAAUCGUGAUGGUUUGUCACGUCUCCUACAAUUGGUAGACACUAGCGUUUGGCAUGCGACCACCACAACAACACCUACUGUAGUUAAAGACUGUAAGGGCCCAAAUAUCGAGACAACAACUCAACAAACUACUACGGAUAAUAUGAAUAUUAAAGACGCCCAAGAAUUAGACUUAUCGCUAAUGGAGGUUUCAAAUGAUCUACCUUUGAAUCUCAAUGCUGCUCAUACCACAUACCAAGAAUCGGCAAACAAUAAUAAAUUGUCGUGUGAAAAAUGUGGUGCAAAAUUCAAGCAUGAACAACAAUUGUUGCAGCAUGCGCUAAAAAUGCAACAUUUUCUAAUCUUGCCAAAUGGCGAUCAUCGUUGUUUGGCUGCUAGUCAUCCUAGCCGUUCUUGCCAUUCGAUAUUUCCCACACACGCCGCAAUGGUCGUCCAUUAUAAAAACACUCAUAUUAGCCUAGUGAUAUCCGAGCGUCAUGUGUAUAAAUAUCGUUGUAAACAUUGUUCACUUGCAUUUAAAACUCAAGAAAAACUAUCGACCCACUUGCUGUAUCACACCAUGCGAGAAGCCACCAAAUGUUCGCUAUGCCAACGAAAUUUUCGUACGACUCAAGCGCUACAAAAGCACAUUGAUCAAACACAUCACAGUAGCGAGGAUCAGCAUGCUGGCGGCAUAAGCUCACCGACAACAAGCAACUUCGGCGGCCGUGGAUCGCCAGCCUUGCAGUUGAGUCACGUGCAAAACAAAGCACAAUUAGCUGAUGUUAUGCCGGACAAUUCAGCUAAAAACGCAGACAGCAAUGUCCGUGAAUCACCACCUACAACACCAAAAACAAAUGAAUCACCGCAAGUAGCGUCUUCCCCAUUACCAACUAACUUAUUGCAAGACCAGCAGCAGCAACAACAACAUGUUGCUGCUUUUACUGCUGCGUUAUUAAAUCAGUCAACACCACCACAACAACAACAACAUAUCAGCGGCGAUGAAUUAUCAGAGAGCGGUGGCAUAACAUCAGAACACCUCAUACAGCAUUUGCAAAUGAAACCACGUGGCUCGCUCUUAACACAAAAAUAUCUACAACAACAGAAUCUGCAAAACCUGCAACAAUUGCCUGGAGCAGCAGCUGCAUCUGGCUUGCAAUUAAAUCCGGUUGAGAUGUUUAAUUUAAUGCAGUUCCAUCACAUUAUGUCCAUGAACUUUAUGAAUCUUGCACCGCCGCUUAUAUUUGGGGUCGGCGCUAAUGUGAGCUCUAGUGGCAAUGUGGAUUUGUUAACACCCACGCACACACCUAAACUUGCACACAAUCCAAGCGCCAAUGCACUGCUAUGUGGCAGCGAAUUAUCGGUACCAGGCACACCAGUGCCAGUGGCGCCCACAACCGACCUCAUUGGUACAUUGCAACAACAGCAACAGCCGCAACCGCAACAAUCCGCAUCAACAAGUAGCGCUCAGAUGGCCAGUAAUCAAAAGCGUGCACGGACGCGUAUCACUGACGAACAGCUGAAAAUACUCCGUGCCCAUUUCGAUAUCAAUAAUUCGCCAAGUGAAGAAAGUAUUACGGAAAUGUCACAAAAAGCGAAUUUGCCAAUGAAGGUCGUCAAGCAUUGGUUUCGGAAUACGCUAUUUAAAGAACGCCAGAGGAACAAAGAUUCGCCAUACAACUUUAAUAAUCCACCAUCUACAACACUAAAUUUGGAAGAAUACGAACGCACUGGGCAAACUAAAGUAACACCACUGAACGAGGAUUUACAUUUGGCUACGUUCAAUGCCAUGCAGCAACAACCAAAGCAAAAUAUGCAUGAAUGUAAUUCGCAAAAUAAUACAAAUGAGAAACCAAUCACAACACCAGAAAUAUGUGGCGAUUCUACUUUAUUGAUUGAAAUAAAAACAGAGCCUUUCGGUGAUAACGUUGAACCACACAUUACAAUACCGCAGAGUCUACAUCGUCAAAAUGAACUGCAGCAACACCAGCAACAAAAGCAGCUAGAACAGCAUAAACAAGAUGAGAAGCAUUUAUUGAGCACGGCAUCGGUGCUGCUGCAUCAUAAGCGACAACAACAUUUAAGCGCAAUGUCAACGACAGAACACCAACAACAAGUUGCUGAAGUGCCAGAAACUACAGCCACUGCAUUACAACAGCAACAACAUCAACAGCAACAACAAUUGCAUGGCCAAUCAAGUCAGAAUAUUCAUCAGCAACAACAGCAUAUCAACCUAUACAGCUAUGAAACAAAGUCAGAAAGCGGCAGCUCGGAUAUCCUCUCCAGACCUCAAUCACCCAACAACAGUUCCACAGUUGUGCCAACUCACUAUGCCAGCAUUAAUGAGUUAUUGCAUCAACAAUUGGACAAUUUGCCCCUCAGCCAAAAUCUUACCAAUAUCAAUGUUGCCAACAUGCACGGCAACAACAUGGGUCCGCCGAAAAAUUUCCAAGCUAACAAAUCAUUCGAUAAGAAUUCGCCAUCUUCACAGUUUGACACAAAUUCCAAUUCAUCGAAUGCAUCGUCCACAUCGAGCGGGAAACGCGCCAAUCGCACACGCUUUACGGACUACCAAAUUAAGGUACUACAGGAAUUCUUUGAGAAUAACUCCUAUCCAAAGGAUAGUGAUUUGGAGUAUUUAAGCAAGCUAUUAUUGCUUUCCCCACGAGUUAUUGUUGUCUGGUUUCAGAAUGCACGCCAAAAACAGCGUAAGAUUUAUGAGAAUCAACCGAAUAAUUCAAUUUACGAAACUGAGGAGAAAAAACACAAUAUCAACUAUGCCUGCAAGAAGUGUAAUAUGGCGUUUCAGCGCUACUACGAAUUGAUACGCCAUCAAAAGAAUCAUUGUUUCAAAGAAGAAAACAACAAAAAGUCGGCAAAGGCACAAAUCGCAGCAGCACAAAUCGCACAAAAUCUCAGCUCGGAAGACUCCAACUCCUCGAUGGACAUAAAUAAUAGCGCUGCGUUUCAAUUACAGCAACAACAUGCUUCCGCUGCUGCAACAACAGCAGUCAAAGUUUCCAGCACAUCACCCGGCGUCGUAGCUGCGGGCAUGAAUUUACACUGCAAUACAUCGCCACAGCAUUUAUUUGGUAAAUCGUCAAUGUCCAUGACCGAUUUUAGUCCAUCCACCACGCCCACACCGCCACAAACCCAACGUGAACGUAGUGAUAGCAAUGAAUUACUGUCGCAAAGUCAAGCGCAGAAGUCCAAGUUCGAAUGCGACAAAUGCAAACUACAAUUCAACUACUAUGAGCAUUUCCGCGAGCAUCAGUUGUUGCACCUAAUGAAUCCCAGCUUAUUUACUACACAAAUUGCGAACAUACCCGAGGCAUAUGGUUCAUUUGGUAGCAUAUUGCAGAGCUUACAACAAGUGGCAGCUGCCAGUGCCACGCAACAGCAGCAACAACAGUUCCUAGAACAGCAAGGCCAACCGCCAGCAAAGAAACGUAAAUGCUCGGAAACAUCUUCAAUAGCGGACGAUGUCUCUUCAGUGGGUGGCACCGGUGAUGGUGACAUCAUCAACCAUGUAUCAUCUAUGUUGCCAAACAACAAAAAAUACGAAUUUUUGUACCAGUAUUUCAUGCAAAACGAGAGCAACAAUGAGUUGAAGCAACAAUUUCACGCACAGCAGCAACAGUCACACGAGCCGGAGCUGGAAAUGGAGUAUUUAACAAAUUUUUACAAUCAAUGUGAGUUGCGUAAACGUAGCAGUUAUGAUUUCUUGUAUCAAUAUUAUCAAAAAAAUGAGUGCACACCGCAAAUGGGUGCUUUAGCCGCACAAACGGGAUUUUUCGGCGCAGAGAAUAAGCCAAAUAUCGAUGUACUACUGCAGUACUAUCAACUGAAUGAAUCGAAAAAGUUUUUUCAGUUAGAUGCCUCGAACCCAGAAAUAAAUGAUCACACGACAGCGUCGCCAACAUCGACAUCACAAUACCAACAUGGAAAUAAUCCGACAACAAUUGCGCAUAGUGAACACACAGGUACCAUGCCUGGUGUGGAACAGUAUGACAUGAGCGAUAUGAGUUUGAAGAAGAACUGUCUGGAUGCGCUUAAUUUUCCAGAUUGCGAUAAUGAUAACAACGAAACGCGCAGCAAUGGUUGUGGUAUGGAUGUUGACGACGCUGAAAUUUACACUGAUAACGAUGAACAUAAUAAUGACAAUAAUCGCACGAAAUCUAACGAAAUCUACGCACACAAAAGCCCUGCGAAGUGUAGAAAAGUUAAUGAAAAUGAGCAGAAUGCACAACAACUGACUGCCAGUACGCUUGAAGCUGUGCAAAAAUUCAAAAUGAAUGAAAUCAAUGAAUUCACUAGCAGUUUGCAAACACAACUUUCCUACUGCGCUGAACAACAGAAUUUCAAGGAUUUAAGCAAAUCUAUGACCACAUGCGAGAAAAUGCAUAAGCAUAAAGCACCACUCAAUAAACAGAAAUCAACAACAGCGACCAGCAACUUUGGCAGCGCCUACAUUGACAAUUUAAGCGAUUUUCUGCACGUCAACCAAAAGUCGGAAGCAAAAGGGAAAAUGAAACAGCAACAGCAUUAUAAAGAAUUACAACAAGCACCAAAUGAAACAGACGCUUGUGUGAAUAAUGGACCAACAAUCGAUAAAUUAAAAAUAACAGAAACGCCAUUAUCAUCACCGAAUUCAACGACAAAUUCAAAUAACACUACCGCAACAAAAACAUUUACUGGCAUUAACGAGAAACAGCAAAGCAAACGUUUACGCACUACAAUACUGCCGGAGCAAUUGAAUUUUCUCUAUGAAUGCUAUCAAAAUGAAUCGAAUCCAAGUCGCAAAAUGCUUGAGGAGAUCGCAAAGAAAGUGAAUCUCAAAAAACGGGUUGUACAAGUUUGGUUCCAAAACUCACGUGCCAAAGAUAAAAAGUCACGCAAUCAACGCUUUACCGCCAUAUCCGAAGACAGUAACUACGAGGACGCUUCGCAAAAUAAUAGAGAAUACGGUUUGUUGCAAAAGAAUGCGUUGAAAUCUACUAAAAUGCACGGCAGCAAGGGCAACAUGAAUUUAUUAGCUGAUGCUAAUAUAAGUAUUAAUACCAACACUGGCAUGGAAGUUGGGGACUCCAACUUAUGCCAACUGCCGCAAGUUAAUCUGCAGCAACAUGCCUUAUCCAUUCAGCACAUAUGUAAAGUGAAGAAGCUAUUGGAGCAGAGCACAGUUGAUGGCAAACCAAAUAUCGAGACGGAAGAUGAUAAAUAUAGCAAUAAACAAAUUAGUAAUGCCGUUGUUAAUGUAUGUAAAGAUGUCACAAGUGUUGCACAGGCUGGUAAUUUGAAGACGCAUGUGGUUACCGAUAUUGCCGACAGCGAUAGACUUGGCACAUUUACAAGAAUCUAUAAGGAACUGAAGCUACAAAACACAAUGAAACAAGUCAUCGAUUAUACAUGUAAUAAUCAAGGUAAUGAACUAAAGGAAUGGCACGAAUUAAGCAAUAUGCAUGAUGAAGCAGAUGGCGAAACAACAAAAAACAACGAUGCAAAACGAUUUAAAGUGCAACGACAGCAACAAGCUUCUGCACAAACUGCAGCAAAAAACUAUGAUGGACCUGCAAGUGUUGAUGUUAUUAAUAUGGCAAACAAUGCGACCGAGCAGGUUGACAGCAUGCCUAACAGCAACGGUAACGAAAAUGGUAGUCAAUGUGUGCUGGCACAAGAUUAUCAGCAUUUUAAGAAACUCAACAAUAUUGCCAAUCACAAAGUAAUGACAGCGCAAUAUAAUAUUAACGACAGCAAAAGUGCCAAUUUUUUUUCAAAUGCACCGCUGGCAACCAGUAUUACUGAUGACGAUGAUGAUAAUUAUAUGGACGAAUAUAAAGAUAGCAAUGGUGGGAAUACGGUAGAGCAUACUGAGGUCAUACAAAACCCAUCGACAAGAAAUGAAACAACAACAGCGAACAGCAACAGUAGCAGCUCAUCUUCAACAUUAACAACCCAUUCGCAUUUAACAAAUGCUCAUACUAAAGAUAUUAUCCAGCAAUUAUUUAAAUGUAAUGAAAUAACUGAAUGUUCCGGAAAUGAGUUAGGCAAGUAUCGAACCUCUCAAGUAUCGAAACCCUAGAAGAACAGCAUGGGAAAAAUUUACUAGUAUAGCAACAAAGAGCCUCGAUAAAGGAGGGAAUAUUAACAUCAAAACUCCUCAAGAACUCGAAUAACAACUUUCAACAAAUCCACACCGCUAACGGUUUUGAAAAAGAGAAAGUCUCCUCCUUGGUGGAAUAGUGAUCUUAAGAACCUGAGAACACACUUCAACGAAAGUUUCAAAGCCAAAAUCUGGCAACCCUACAAGGAUGUCUUAAAGAAAUACAAAAAAGCAGUCAGAAAAGCAAAAACUGACGCAUGGCGUUCUUUCUGCACAUCGAUAGAAAGUUGCAAAGAAUCCGCUAGACUAAGUAAAAUACUAUCCAAAGAACACAGCAAUAUUGCCUACAUAAAGGCGGAUGGAAAUGCGUGGACCUCCUCUGCAAAAGAAUGGAGGUUCUCAUUAAAACGCAUUUCCCAGGGAGUCAGCAAACGGCAAUAACGGAGGUUCAUCCAGAUCCACCCGCAAAAGCAGCUGACUACCAAGGCCUGAUAGUAAACAGAAGGAAAAUAAAAUACGCUAUAAAUAGUUUCUCACCAUUCAAAGCGGCAGGUCCAGACGGGAUUAUGCCAAUAAUGCUGCAAAAACUGGAAGAACCAAUAAGUCAAAAGCUUGAAAACAUAUACAAGGCAAGUAUUCAACUGUCUUACAUCCCAAGAAGUUGGAAAAGAACUAAAGUGGUGUUCCUACCAAAACCAGGCAGAAGAACACAUGAAAAUGCUAAGGAUUUUAGACCCAUAAGCCUCACAUCCUUCAUGCUUAAGGUACUAGAAAGGCUAAUGGAUAUACAUAUAAGAUCAAGCAUGGAAGGAAAGUUAUCCAAGUCCCAACAUACAUACAUAAAAGGUCGAUCGACCGAAACUGCCCUUCAUGAGGUGAUAAACGUAAUUGAAAAAUCACUACAUUACAAACAAUAUACUAUGGCUGCAUUUCUCGAUAUAGAGGGAGCCUUUAAUAACAUAGAAGUAAGCACGAUCAUUAAUUCUUUGACGCAUGGCGGUAUAGAAGAUACGGUGUGCAGGUGGAUUCAAUCAAUGCUUAGAAAUAGGAAAAUAAUAGCAUCAAAUGGCGCUACAUCACAAAUAAGUCAUGUGAGUAGAGGGACUCCUCAAGGAGGGGUCCUCUUCCCGCUCCUAUGGGUUGUAGCACUGAACGAAAUACUCCUCCAACUUAAUGGCGGAGGGGUGAAAGCAGUAGCAUAUGUAGACGAUAUAGUGUUGUUGGUAUCAGGAAUGUUUCCAUCAACAGUCAGCGAGAUUAUGGAAAGAGCACUACGCAGGCUAAACAUAUGGGCUACAAACAAUGGACUAGGUGUUAACCCUAAUAAAACAGAACUGAUGCUUUUCACAAGCAAAACCAAGAUUCCCCAGUUUCAUCUUCCAGUACUAAAUGGUACAACGCUCUCACUGUCUCCCACAGCUAAAUGCUUAGGAGUGGAGAUUGACACCAAACUGAACUGGAAAAUGAACAUUGAAAAAAGAACAAAAAAAGCCUGGAACCAGAAGAACUAUGGACAUAGUGAUAUUCUAAACCAACUCAGAACACAAGUCUAUAAAUCAGACUAUAUUCUCCCAAAGCUGGAUUUCAAUAGUAACUUCCAGGUGAGGAUACCCUCUAGACGAGAAUGGAGAAGGGGAAGAAUAGAGGAGGAAGAUACCAUCUCAGUAUAUACCGACGGGUCCAAAAUGGACUGCGGGGUAGGCACGGGAGUAUUUUCCGAUGAUCUAGACAUUUCUCUCUCUAUCCGUUUACCAAACUCGGCUAGUAUCUUCCAAGCGGAAGUACUAGGCAUUGAAAAGGCCUGUGAAGCUCUAUUGGAAAACUAUGAGAGGAUACAUAAAGCAACAAUAUAUACGGAUAGCCAAGCGGCUCUCCUGGCAUUGUCGUCACCCGUGACUAAUAAAUAAUUGUCCUAAAUUGCAAGAAGGCGCUGAAGUCGCUAGAAGACAAGCUCAUCCUAGACUUGGUAUGGGUUCCCGGCCACAGGAACAUUUUCGGCAACGAAAAAGCAGACGAACUGGCAAAGACAGGGGCUUGUCUGAACGAAUCGGAGACCGAAUUAAUACCAAGCCCGCUAGGCAAACAAUUAGCAAAUAACAGAUGGGAAAAUA
Zeugodacus cucurbitae (melon fly) is the source of this 14243-nucleotide messenger RNA. It is a transcript of the gene zfh2, whose product is annotated as zinc finger protein 2. The record is from RefSeq and is a predicted model, not a curated record. Bases 796 to 12111 code for a protein of 3771 amino acids. NCBI's taxonomy places the organism in Eukaryota, Metazoa, Arthropoda, Insecta, Diptera, Tephritidae. Gene Ontology annotation, biological process: regulation of transcription by RNA polymerase II. Gene Ontology annotation, molecular function: DNA-binding transcription factor activity, RNA polymerase II-specific; RNA polymerase II cis-regulatory region sequence-specific DNA binding. The transcript is spliced from 15 exons. Gene Ontology annotation, cellular component: nucleus.